This is a messenger RNA of Chrysochloris asiatica (Cape golden mole), 3034 nucleotides long. It is a transcript of the gene FGFR2, whose product is annotated as fibroblast growth factor receptor 2. Gene Ontology annotation, cellular component: membrane; signaling receptor complex. Bases 91 to 2262 code for a protein of 723 amino acids. Gene Ontology annotation, biological process: positive regulation of cell population proliferation; positive regulation of kinase activity; protein phosphorylation. Gene Ontology annotation, molecular function: ATP binding; fibroblast growth factor binding; fibroblast growth factor receptor activity. The record is from RefSeq and is a predicted model, not a curated record. The transcript has 15 exons. Lineage: Eukaryota; Metazoa; Chordata; Mammalia; Afrosoricida; Chrysochloridae.
CAGCCAGCUGCUGCAGUGGUCCCUGGUUCCUGAGCCCACCACAGGCUGAAGACGUUGCUGGCGGUCCAUGCCCGUAGCGGAAGUGUGCAGAUGGGAUUAACGUCCACAUGGAGAUAUGGAAGAGGACCGGGCAUUGGCACCGUAACCAUGGUCAGCUGGGGUCGCUUUAUCUGCCUGGUCGCGGUCACCAUGGCAACCUUGUCCCUGGCCCGGCCCUCCUUCAGUUUAGCUGAGGGUACCACAUUAGAGCCGGAAGGAGCACCGUACUGGACCAAUACAGAGAAGAUGGAGAAACGACUACACGCUGUCCCUGCCGCCAAUACCGUCAAGUUCCGCUGCCCAGCUGGAGGGAAUCCAACCCCAACCAUGAGGUGGCUGAAAAAUGGAAAGGAAUUUAAACAGGAACAUCGCAUUGGCGGCUAUAAGGUUCGAAACCAACACUGGAGUCUUAUUAUGGAGAGCGUGGUCCCAUCCGACAAAGGAAAUUAUACCUGCGUGGUGGAGAAUGAAUACGGGUCCAUCAAUCACACGUACCACCUCGAUGUAGUUGAACGGUCCCCACACCGGCCCAUCCUCCAAGCUGGUCUGCCGGCCAAUGCUUCCACUGUGGUCGGGGGCGACGUGGAGUUUGUUUGCAAAGUAUACAGCGAUGCCCAGCCACAUAUCCAAUGGAUCAAGCAUGUUGAAAAGAAUGGUAGCAAAUACGGGCCAGAUGGACUGCCCUACCUUAAGGUUCUAAAGGCUGCUGGUGUUAACACCACGGACAAAGAGAUUGAAGUUCUCUAUAUUCGGAAUGUAACUUUUGAGGAUGCUGGGGAAUAUACGUGCUUGGCGGGUAAUUCUAUUGGGAUAUCCUUUCACUCUGCAUGGUUGACAGUUCUGCCAGCUCCCGUAAGAGAAAAGGACAUUACCACUUCCCCAGACUACCUGGAGAUAGCCAUCUACUGCAUAGGGGUCUUCCUAAUAGCCUGUAUGGUGGUGACGGUCAUCCUAUGCCGAAUGAAGACAACAACCAAGAAGCCUGACUUCAGCAGCCAGCCGGCUGUACACAAGCUGACCAAGCGCAUCCCUCUGCGGAGACAGGUUUCGGCUGAGUCCAGCUCCUCCAUGAACUCUAACACCCCACUGGUGAGGAUAACAACACGCCUCUCAUCAACAGCUGACACCCCCAUGUUGGCAGGGGUCUCUGAGUAUGAAUUGCCAGAGGAUCCAAAAUGGGAAUUUCCAAGAGAUAAGCUGACGCUGGGGAAACCUCUGGGGGAAGGCUGCUUUGGACAAGUGGUCAUGGCCGAAGCUGUUGGAAUUGACAAAGAGAAGCCCAAGGAUGCAGUCACCGUGGCUGUGAAGAUGUUGAAAGAUGAUGCUACAGAAAAAGAUCUUUCUGAUCUGGUAUCAGAGAUGGAGAUGAUGAAGAUGAUUGGAAAACACAAAAAUAUCAUCAAUCUCUUAGGUGCCUGUACGCAGGAUGGGCCCCUCUAUGCUAUAGUGGAAUAUGCCUCCAAGGGCAAUCUUCGGGAGUAUCUGCGAGCCCGCAGGCCACCCGGGAUGGAGUACUCCUACGACAUUAACCGUGUCCCUGAAGAACAGAUGACCUUCAAGGACUUGGUGUCCUGCACCUACCAGCUGGCCAGAGGCAUGGAGUACUUGGCUUCCCAAAAAUGCAUACAUCGAGACUUAGCGGCCAGAAAUGUUUUGGUAACUGAAAACAACGUGAUGAAAAUAGCUGAUUUUGGACUGGCCAGAGAUAUCAACAAUAUAGACUAUUACAAAAAGACCACAAAUGGGCGACUUCCUGUCAAGUGGAUGGCCCCCGAAGCCCUCUUUGAUCGAGUCUACACCCACCACAGUGAUGUCUGGUCCUUUGGGGUGUUGAUGUGGGAGAUCUUCACUCUAGGGGGUUCGCCCUACCCGGGGAUUCCCGUGGAAGAACUUUUUAAGCUCCUUAAGGAAGGACACAGGAUGGAUAAACCGACGAACUGCACCAAUGAGCUGUACAUGAUGAUGCGGGACUGUUGGCACGCCGUUCCCUCUCAGAGACCAACAUUCAAGCAGUUGGUCGAGGACUUGGAUCGAAUUCUCACUCUCACAACCAACGAGGACUACUUGGAUCUCUCGCAGCCUCUCGAACCGUAUUCACCUAGUUACCCUGACACAAGGAGCUCUUGUUCUUCAGGAGAUGACUCUGUAUUCUCCCCGGACCCCAUGCCUUAUGAACCAUGCCUUCCUCAGUAUCCACACAUAAACGGCACUGUUCAAACAUGAAUGUGGGGGCCCUCUUGUCCCCAAACAGGACUGACCUACACUGAGCAGGGAGGCUGUUGCUUCCACGUGUAUAUAUGGAUCAGAGGAGUAAAUAAUUGGAAAAGCAAUCGGCACACUUGUAAAGAGUUAUACAGUUGAGAACUUGUAACCUUCACCAGGAAGAGAAGAAUGUUUAUGGAACCAUGGACGGCCACGGGCCCGCCACGUGACCCCUCCAGCUCACCACCACCAAGGUGAUGGAGGGUCACUGGCUGUGGACCAGUCGGACUCAAGGUGGACGCAUGUUCUGCCUUCCUUGUUAAUUUUGUAAGAAUUGGAGAAAAUAUAUGUCAGCCCACAAGUACAGAGCACAAAUGCCGUAUAUAGGUGCUGGAUGUAUGUAAAUAUAUUCAAAUUAUGUAUAAAUAUAUAUUAUAUAUUUACAAUGAAUUAUUUUUUGUAUUGAUUUUAAAUGGAUGUCCUGAUGUACCUAGAAAAUUGGUCUUUUUUUUUUUUUUUUUUUUUUAAAGGAAAUAGCUAUUUGCUAAAUGCUGUUCUUACAACAGAGUUUCUUAAUUUUCACCGAGCAGAGGUGGAAAAAAAAAUACUUUUGCUUUCAGGGAAAAUGGUAUAACAUUAAUUUAUUAAUGAAUUGGUAAUAUACAAAAUAAUUAAUCAUUUAUAGUUUUGUAAUUUAAGUGGCAUUCCUAUGCAGGCAGCACAAAAGACUAGUUAAUCUAUUGCUCAGACGUAACUAGUUACCAGAGAGUAACAAUAUCUGGCUCAUGUGGGG